Molecule: messenger RNA, 849 nt
Organism: Talaromyces proteolyticus
Lineage: Eukaryota; Fungi; Ascomycota; Eurotiomycetes; Eurotiales; Trichocomaceae
Product: serine 3-dehydrogenase
Exons: 2
Coding region: 1-849 (282 amino acids)
Molecular function (GO): oxidoreductase activity
Source: RefSeq, a predicted model, not a curated record
AUGGCGCGAACUUGGUUCAUUACCGGAUGCUCGUCUGGGUUUGGGGAAGCGAUUGCGAAAGCCGCUCGUGCACUGGGUGAUAACGUCGUCGCUACUUCACGCGAGGCGGCGAAGCUGGGCGAUUUGGCGCAGAUCGGGGCGUAUACUGUUUCCUUGGAUGUAAAUUCCCCCCAGAAAGAUAUCGACGCUCUCGUGGCAGAAGCAGUGAACAAAUACGGCUCGAUAGACAUUCUCGUGAACAACGCCGGAUAUAUACUGGAAGGAGGCGUGGAAGAAGUAAGUGAUGAGGAAGUCCGAGCCCAAUUCGAUACGAAUGUCUUCGGCCAGCUUGCCGUCACUCGCGCUGUUCUCCCGUAUAUGCGUGCCAAAAAGUCCGGUGUGAUUGCUAACAUGGGAUCCAUCGCUGGCUGGCGGGGUGGGAUCAACUGCGGCAUGUAUUGCUCGGCCAAAUUUGCACUCAUUGGUAUCACAGAAGCUCUGCGGAAGGAGGUCGAGCCGCUUGGGAUUACAGUCGUUGCCAUAGAGCCAGGUUACUUCCGUACCAACUUUCUAUCAGGAGGGCACAAAGUUUCGCCGAAGAAAACUAUCGAUGAUCUUGUCCCAGUGAUCAAGCCUGUCAAAGAUAUGUUUGCGAUGUAUAAUCACCAGCAGCCAGGAGACCCUCUCAAAGGAGCCCAGUUGAUUGUUGAGGCUUUGACAGGAACUGGCCGCUGCGCUGACAAGAGAUUACCCGCCAGACUGGCAAUUGGGACCGACGCCGUUGCUAUGAUUAGUGAAGUUUUGGAGGAUAAAAAGAAGGAAUUGGAUGAUUGGAAAGACUUGGCUAUUACCACAGAUUUAGCGGCAUAG